CUCAGCCUUGGACCAGAUAAAAUGAUAAUAGACCUCACAGAUCCAAAUCGUCCCCGGUUCACAUUACAGGAGCUGCGAGAUGUAUUGCAAGAGCGUAACCAGCUGAAAGCUCAGCUUCUUGUGGUGCAAGAGGAGCUACAGUGCUAUAAGAGUGGGAUCAUCUCACAGAGAAGGGACCAAACUGAAGAACUGGGAAAAGAAGCCAGUGACAGCAACCCUGGCACCAGCAAGGACAGCGAAGAAAAGACAAUCAUCAAACGGCUGUUCUCUUUUAAACAUGGAAAAUGA
Molecule: messenger RNA, 288 nt
Organism: Phaethon lepturus (White-tailed tropicbird)
Lineage: Eukaryota; Metazoa; Chordata; Aves; Phaethontiformes; Phaethontidae
Gene: RILPL2
Product: Rab interacting lysosomal protein-like 2
Exons: 3
Molecular function (GO): protein dimerization activity
Source: RefSeq, a predicted model, not a curated record